Molecule: messenger RNA, 1799 nt
Organism: Hipposideros armiger (great roundleaf bat)
Lineage: Eukaryota; Metazoa; Chordata; Mammalia; Chiroptera; Hipposideridae
Gene: GCSAM
Product: germinal center associated signaling and motility
Exons: 5
Coding region: 448-969 (173 amino acids)
Biological process (GO): regulation of B cell receptor signaling pathway; negative regulation of lymphocyte migration
Source: RefSeq, a predicted model, not a curated record
UCCCCACAAAUGAAAAGAUGGUUAUACAGAAACCCAAUCCAAGCAAUAAAACAAUUUAUUUUCUUUAUUUAAUACUUCCCCUUUUAUCCCAUGUUCUCUACCUUGCUGCUUUCUGUAAAAGAUGGCAAUUCCCAUGAGACAAUGCCAGUUCCCGUCCCCAUUUCUGUGUACAGUUCCUCAAACUGCACCAAGCAGACAAGCCUUUCUAAACACUGAUAUCCUCAGGGUCAUCAUGAGGAUUCCUGGACAUUUGGGGACAAGUGAUUUAGGAUUGCUUGUGUAUGGCUGUUGUUGGAGAACAUUGAUGGGCUAUUUCUAUGGCAAUGGAGAGAAUGUCAGAUCAAAGAUUGUGGUAUAUGCUUUAGGAGGGAGCAUCAAAAGAGCAGAAAUAAAGAAAGUUGGAAAAAUUAUUAAGCUUGGAGAGAAAAUACUUAGCUCAUUCCCAAUAUGUUGAGUUUUAGGUCGCAGCAGAACACUCAAGAGAUACCCUGGAAUCUGAGAAAUCCAAACUUCAGACGAAGAACAUCCAGAUGCUGGGACCACCACAUUGCUGAAGGGUGUUUCUGCCUUCCAUGGAAAAAACUACACUUUUUUAAAGCCAGGCAAGAUUCUCAAAAGAAAAAUGAAAGAACAUCAUCUGCUACCAGUCAGCAGGACAAGGCUGACCAGAGCGCUGCGGAGGAGCUGUGCUACACCCUCAUCAAUCACAGCAUCCUCAGGAGAAGGCCAUCGGGGGCCUCUACUGAGGGCUAUUAUGAGAAUGUUCUCCCCCAGGACAAGAGGCCCAGAGAGCUGGUGAGAGGAACCGAGACUGAGUACUUACUUCUCCGUGUGCCGUCCACCCCUAGACAUCUGCCUUCCCCAGAAAAUGAUUAUGAAUUUCUCAUGCCCAGUAGAAUCUCCGCUAACACCCUGCAACAGACACAUCUACUUACGUCCCCUUCUGAGGCUCAGGUUUCCUAUUUAUAAUGAAGUGGUUGGGCCAACAUUUGUUUGACACCGGUAAAUAAAAGCUGUGGGGAGGGAGGCUCUGGUUGAAGCAGGCAUGGAGCACAAAGCCCUUCCAGCUUAUCUCCCUCCUCAUCCCCCACAUACACACAACAUCCUUUUCUACAGGGGCCUCUGCAUAACAUGGUUUGUAAACCACAGGGCCUUUUAGACCCUACUCAAUAUUCAAUAUCUGAAGAUCAACCAACUAUUCUGAACACCACUCUUUGAGAAAGGAGUGAACAUAUUUGGUCCUAAGUGGCUUUGGAACUGGGCUGCUCUACUCAGUGGCAGGAGGGGCCUCCUGGUCCCUACAGUGAUACACAUCACAAAGGGCUCUGCUCCUCUGCCCAGGUUCUUCUUAUAAAAUGGCCACAUGAUUUUCCUCUGAAGUCACAGGAAUCCAUUCAUUCCACACGUUUUUGUGGGCCUAACUUCUAGUUCACAGACUUCUGGGGGGCACCUAUGCACCCCUCUCACUCCAUGCCUCUAAGUGGUGUCCUUUGGAUAGUGUCUCUUGACUUGUUGGCCCUGGUGGCUUGGCUGGUUACAUGGGUUGAAUCAGUAAGUCCCAGGCCAAGAUUUUAUAAAUUUUUUAUAUGAUUUUGGUCCAUAUUUUUUUUAACUUUGUAUUUCUCCCCAGAAAUCUUAAGGAAAUCAUAGCAUCAGAGGAUAAUAGAGUAGAAAGAUCAUUGGAGAUCCCCUCAUCCCAUUAACCAAUGUAACAUUGCAAAUUAGUGGCAAAACGUUAUUUGCAGCCUAAUUUCCUGGCUUCCAUUUCAGUGUUCUUCCAAUAUACUACAUACUCUACU